Cyprinodon tularosa is the source of this 1748-nucleotide messenger RNA. RefSeq names its product transcobalamin II (gene tcn2). NCBI's taxonomy places the organism in Eukaryota, Metazoa, Chordata, Actinopteri, Cyprinodontiformes, Cyprinodontidae. The transcript has 10 exons. Bases 157 to 1437 code for a protein of 426 amino acids. Gene Ontology annotation, molecular function: cobalamin binding. The record is from RefSeq and is a predicted model, not a curated record. Gene Ontology annotation, biological process: cobalamin transport.
GUUCUGGUUUAAAGACACAGUGAACCCUUUAACUCUUAAAAAGUUUUGUCAUCUCAAAUGACGGAUCAUGUGACACCGAAGCGUUGUAAGCAUUUUUCUCUCAGUUUGUGCCUCACUCAGCUCUGAUUCUUCGCAGUGGACAGUCAGUGAGCCAGGAUGCUGCUUUUAGUAACUAUUACAUUACUGUUGGCUUCUGCCUCCAGCAGACCAUGUGAUACCCAAGGAUCCAACCCAGAGCUGUUUCUGUCACUUAACAAGAAUCUUCUUCGCUCUCUGGAAAGUCAGGAAGGACUUCCCAAUCCCAGCAUCCACCUGGCUCUUCGUCUUUCUCCUCACCAUAAUCAAGCCAAGGAGACAGAUCACCUCAAUAGACUGAAAAAUGAACUGCAUGAUAACAUUCAAACCUCCCUCACAAACAGCCAGGCUGUGAGUGGCCUUAUGGCACUGUAUGCUCUGGCUCUGAAGUCCUCCUGUUAUGACCUCAACACCAUCACCUUCAUCAUAAAUGACAAGAGCGAGACACUGCUGACACACCUAAAGAGGCAGAUGGAGCAGGAGAAAGAUCACAUCGCUUUCAGCCAUCGCCCUUUGACCAACUAUUACCAGUACAGCCUUGGUGUGCUCGCUCUCUGUGUGAGCGGCAUACGGGUCAACAACCAUGUCAGCCACAAGCUCAUCAAAGCAGCUGAGAACGAACAGUUCAAACAUGGAGAAACACAAAGUGUUGAUACCUAUGCUAUGGCUGGAAUGGCCCUCCAGUGUGUGAAGGAUUCUGGGUCAUAUGCGCACAAUGCAGCAGAGCUGGACACAGCUCUUAGCCAGAUCAAGCAGAAGAUACUGGCCUCUCGUAGAGCCGAUGGUCAUAUUGGGAAUGAGUUCAGCACGGGUCUUGCAGUCCAGGCUUUACUGGCCAUGGGCAGUGAGGUUGGAGAGUGUGCUGCCUCAAUGAACGCCAUGAGAACAGCUGCCAGAAGCAACACAUACCACAACCCCAUGGCCAUUUCUCAGACUCUGCCAGCUCUCCAGAGAAAAUCCUAUUUGUCCGUAAAAACUCUGGACUGCCUUAAUGAGGAUGACACAUUGGUGCUGGAGCCUGUAGAUCCUGUGGUGGUUUUAACAAGCGACACCAAAGUGAUGGUGACUGUGGAAGUAGUGACAGCCAGUGGAGCAGCAGCUGCGUACUCUGUUGACGUGCCAAAGGGCAGCUCCCUGCUGGAGGCCCUGGAGCUGCUUGAGAGGAGGGAUGUGGGCUUCACAUUCCAGAAGGAAUCCAGUCAGUGGGGACCUUUCUUAAGUGCAAUAAAUGGAGAGCAGGCGAGGCAAAGCGACCGCAGAUACUGGCUCCUUUCUUCUGAUGGCACAGCUCUCACUCAAGGUGUUGGUGAUUUCAAGAUUGACUUUGCGCAAAAGAUCACCAUCAAAAACACAAGUUAUUGAUGAUGCAGCUCUAACCACUGCAAUAUAGAAAUUCCUUACUUCCAAAUGUUUUCUAUUACUACUUCAAUCUGGGAAUAGAGAUAAAUCGUCUGCUACUAUUUUGUUAUUGUUCAUUAAUUAAUAGAAUACUAUUAUAAUUUUCUACUACUUUAAUGGCUUUGCUCUAAAUAUUUUUUAUUUCAUUACCAUAAAAUGCAAAUGUUGUGUUUAGUUAGUAUUCACAAUUUUGUCAAAUAUGGCAUAAAUGAACUUUAAAUCAUGGCUGAGUGUGUUUGUGUUCUCUUUAAGCAAAAAUAAAGUUGAUGCAUGUU